AACAAGAGAAAAAUAAAAGAAAAUCAAAGCCUUACCACAUGUGAUCAACCCCCCCCCCCCUCCCAGCAACCCCCACUCAUAACCCCACAUACGCAUACCCCCCCCCACAUAUGUGACCCCCUGCCCACCCACCCCCCACAUAGGCAAACCUCAUAAUUCAACAUGAGGCCUCAUAUGUUGUUCUACUUAUGGAUGAUGGUGGUGGCGGUGCUGGCUGCUCGGUCCGCCGUAUCGCUUGAAACAGACCAGUGCGACGCCGCCCUCGGAAUGGAAUCUGGCGCCAUCCCCGACGAACACAUCUCGGCGUCCUCCUACUUCGACGCCGCCGUCAACGCCAUCUAUGGGAGAGCGCGCGUGGAGGCGGGCGGCGGCGCGUGGUGCCCCCGCGACAUGAUCCACAACGAGGGCAAGGAGUUCCUGGAGGUGAACCUGGGCGGCCUGCACGUGGUGGCCAAGGUGGAGGUGCAGGGGCGCUUCGGCAACGGCCAGGGGCGGGAGUUCGCCCGCCAGUACAAGCUGCAGUUCUGGCGGCCCGGACUCGCGCACUGGGUCACCUACUCGGACGGACGCGGCCACGAGCUCCUCGAAGGGAAUUCAAACACCUACCUCGCCCAGAGCUCUCAGCUGAGCCCCCCCAUCAUAGCCUCGAGGGUGAGGUUCGUCCCUUUCAGCCACUACUCCCUCACCGUCUGCAUGAGGGUUGAGGUCUACGGAUGCCGGUACACAGACGGGCUGCUGUCGUACUCGAUGGCCGACGGCGACCCGCGCGGCGGCGACGGCGCGCUGCGCGACCUGACCUACGACGGCGCGCGCAAGGACGGCUGGCUCUCGGGCGGCCUCGGCCAGCUCACCGACGGCGAGACCGGACACACCAACUUCCGCGUCGACGCCCUCGGAAUAGGGAGAGGCUACGAGUGGAUCGGCUGGAAGAACGACACGCGGCAGACGCGGCCCGUCGAGAUCACGUUCGAGUUCGACUCCGUCAGGAACUUCUCGGCCGUCCACAUCUACACCAACAACUUCUUCACUAGAGACACCCAGGUGUUCUCCCACGCCCGCGUCUCCUUCAGCGUGGGCGGCGAGCGGUACGACACCCAGCCGGCCGUCGAGUACGAGUACGUGGUGGACCGCAUCUUCGAGAACGCGCGCAACGUCACCAUCCGCCUCCGCAACGCCGCCGCCAAGUUCGUGAAGCUGCAGCUGUUCUUCGCGCUGCGCUGGAUCAUGAUCUCCGAGGUCGCCUUCGACUCCGUUCCCUGCGGCUGCAACCUGACGGACGAGGAGUCGCUGGCGCUGCCGACGGAGACGCUGAAGGAGAAGAGCGUGCUGGGCGAGGAGGUGCAGGAGUCGCAGCCCGUCGUGCCCGCCCACUCGUCCUCGUCGGGGCUGCUGGUGGGCGGGCUGGCCACGUUGGGCGUGAUCUUCACCGUGGUGCCCGUGGCGCUGUGCGUCGUCUACUACCGCGUGCGGCUGUCCAGGAAGGCCAAGACGCCGCCGUCGACCAUCAACAGCGUCGACGCCAAGAAGGUGUCCAUGAAGAUGAAGGACCUGCACAUCAACAUGAACCUCUCGCCCAUGGCCAACGGCUACUCGCGGGCCAAGGGCGAGCUGUACGGCCACGUGGCCAUGGACGAGGAGGCGGCGGCCAUGUACCAGGAGCCGUUCAAGGGGCCGCUGCACAACCCCGGCUACUACACGCUGGGCCCCGCCGGCGCCGCCUCCGAGACGCCCCUCAAGUGCCCGCUGCCGCUCGACACCGACGACUCCGUGGACUACGCCGUGCCCGACGUCAACAUGACGCCGCCGCCGCCCUUCUCCGAGGUGUACUCGCCGCCGCCGCCCGUGCCGCUCACGCGCCCGCCCUCCACGCUGCCCACCAUCCGCACGCGCAAGGACUCGCCGCUGCCUCCGCCCGUGCCCGCCAUGCCCCCGCCGCCCGAGCAGGAGUACUACGCCGCGCCGCAGCUGUGCCACGCGUCCAACAUCCAGGGCGUGACGGGCUCCGUGAUCUACGCCGUGGCCGACGCCGCCUGCGCCGGCGGGAAGGAGCCGCCGCUGGCCGAGGUGCCGCAGCACCGCAUCCGCGUGCUGGAGACCCUGGGCGAGGGCGUGUUCGGCCAGGUGCAGCUGUGCGAGAUCGAGGAGGCGGACGGGCCGCGGCUGGUGGCCAUGAAGAGCCUGCGCGCCGGCGCCAAGGACACCACCAAGAAGGACUUCCGGCAGGAGACGCGCGUCCUCAGCCGCCUCGACGACCCCAACAUCGUGAGGCUGGUGGGCGUGGUGACGCGCGCCGACCCUCUGUGCAUGCUGCUCGAGUACAUGCACCACGGCGACCUGUACCAGUUCCUGCGGCGGCAUCAGGGCGAGGGCACCGUCACGCCCGUCAGCUUCACCGUGCCCUGCGACGGCGGCGACGCCCAGCCCGUGCUCAGCUACGGCGCGCUCAUCUACAUCUCGUCGCAGAUCGCCUCGGGCAUGAAGUACCUGGAGAGCCUGAACGUGGUGCACCGCGACCUGGCGACGCGCAACUGCCUGGUGGGCGGCGGCCUCUGCGUCAAGAUCUCGGACUUCGGCAUGAGUCGGCCGCUCUACUCCAGCGACUACUACCGCCUGAGCGACUCGCGCGCGCUGCUGCCGAUCCGCUGGAUGGCGUGGGAGGCCAUCCUGCAGGGGCGCUUCUCCACCAAGAGCGACGUGUGGGCCUUCGGCGUGACGCUCUGGGAGAUCCUGACGAUGGCGCGGCAGCAGCCCUUCGACGAGCUCAGCGACGACGGCGUCCUGGAGAACGUGUCUCACUGUUACCAUGGCGACGGCUCCGGCAUGAUGCUGCUGCCGCAGCCGCCGCUCUGCCCGCGCGAGAUGUACGACAUGAUGGCCGCCUGCUGGAGGCCCAACCCCCGCCAGCGGCCGCCCUUCUGGGAGGUCCUCAUGUUCCUGCAGCGCAAGAACCUCGGGUACACUGUGGAUUACGUCGAGUGAAGCGUUCCGAACGCGAGAGCCCUUCACACUUACGAUCUGAAGGAGUGAAAACGUUCGUGGAAAAUGGUGAUUCUA
Molecule: messenger RNA, 3054 nt
Organism: Penaeus monodon (black tiger shrimp)
Lineage: Eukaryota; Metazoa; Arthropoda; Malacostraca; Decapoda; Penaeidae
Product: discoidin domain-containing receptor 2-like
Exons: 8
Coding region: 163-2979 (938 amino acids)
Biological process (GO): cell surface receptor protein tyrosine kinase signaling pathway; multicellular organism development; protein phosphorylation
Cellular component (GO): signaling receptor complex
Molecular function (GO): protein tyrosine kinase collagen receptor activity; collagen binding; ATP binding
Source: RefSeq, a predicted model, not a curated record